ACAGCCCGUUGCCUCUCUCUGUUCUUCUUCUGCUGGGGAGACGAUCGUCCAUCCCGUUUGUUGCAGCGGGAAGUUUGCCUGAUCGCUUUAGGCUGGAACUGCUAGUUGGGUUUUAUCGUACGUGAUCGAGUAAUUGGCACCAAGAAGUUGGAAUUUUGAUCUCGCCUCUUUAAUUUGGGAAGAUUUGCACCGGAAUCGACCUCUGACUCAAGAUCACUGUUUUUCUGGUUCGACCAGAGCCAUGAGGAAAAAUGCAUCGUUUGUGCUGUUGAUUUUGGCCUGCUUGUGGCUAUGCCCUCGGCGGAGCAGCGGGCUAUCAUGGAACAUUUUCUCGUCACGGUCGUCCUCGGCGGCCGGUGACCGGGCCCCGAUGAUGGAGCUCGACGGCGCGGUGGCCGACUUCUCAAUGGACGGCACCAACAACCCGCGAGGGCUGAAGCUGCUGGAGAACGCGCGGAACAAGCUCGCGGGGCCCAAGAACUGCUGGCAGGAGGCGUACCGCAACCUCUUCGCCGGCUGCGGCGAGAUCAUGGCCGACAAGGAGCGUCAGGCGCGCCUCGCGUGGCACCUCAGCAGCUGCUACCAGGAGGACUCUGGCCGGCCGGCCUUCCCGUCCUGCGCCGGCGGGUCCAGGAUGGUGCACUGCCGCAAGAAUCUGGGCGACUCCGAGAGCAAGGUGUUCCUCGAGUUCUUCCUGGAGACCAACACGCUGUGCCACCAGCUGCAGGCGGAGGCCUUCAAGCACAGCACGGAGCGGCUGGUGAACGACCUCACGAGGUCCUCCAAGUCGGCGGAGGAGAAGCUGGAGGUGAUCGAGGCACGGUCGGAGGAGAUCAUCAAGGAGUCCGGCAAGGUGCAGGACGCGCUGUCGUCCAUGGAGGCGCAGGCGGACCGCCUCGCCGAGACGUCCAAGGGCGUCGGCGCGCAGAUCGACGACGUGCUCGCGCACUCCAGGGCCAUCUCCGACCGGUCCAAGGAGAUCGCCGCCUCCCAGGCGGAGCUCAAGGAGGGGCAGGCCGAGAUGAGGGUGAAGAUCGAGGCCGGCAUGGAGCGCAUCCAGGAGUCGUACGACAGGCUCGGGGACGGGAUGGGGAAGCUCACGGAGGAGGCCGUGGGCAUUCAGAAGGAGAUUGCAACUGUCGGCGACGUGAUGUCUUCCAAGAUGCUGGUUCUGCAGGGCACCGCGGAUGAGAUCGGGAGUGUGGCGGGCAAAUCGCUGGAGAACCAGAUGCAGCUCUUGGAUGGGCAGAGUAAGGCCAUGGAUGGAUUGACCAGCCUCCACACCUUUCAGUCACAGGCUCUCGAGGAAAGCAGGGAAACUUUGGAGAAAUUUGCACAGUUUGGGCAGCGUCAGCAGGAAGAGCUGUUGUCCAAGCAGGAGCAGAUCCGGCAGGCUCAUGAUCAUCUCAUCCUGAAUUCACACUCCAUACUAGCAGCUCAGGAGGAGUUCAGAGCGAAGCAGGCCAACAUCUUCGCGGCGCUGGACAAGCUCUACAUCCUCCACAACGCCAUUCUGGCCGAGUCCCGCUUCAUCAAGGCCUUCUUCUUCUACUGCUGCAUCGUCUUCCUCAUCUACAUGCUUACCAGCGCCAAGCAGACGUUCAGCAUCAGAGGCCAGCUUUACUUCGGUCUGUGCAUCACGCUCCUGCUAGAGAUGGGUCUGAUCAAGUUUGCAGCCGGCAACUUCGACAACCAGUUCUGGGUCCUGUCCAAGGUGUUCUUGGUCAGAUUGUUGUUCCUGGCUGCCGCCACGAUUCAGAUAUUGCAUUCCAUAUUCACAUUCAGGGACUACGAAGUUCUGAACCAUCGGCUGCUCCAGACGCUGGUGGAGAAGGUGAGGACACUAGAAGAGAAUGCAGGCGACAGGAUGCUCUCCUACGGCUCGGAAAGCGACGAGAGCCUGAGGAAUUACUCGUGGGUCUUCGACGAGCUGGCGGACGAGGUGGACAGCAAAGCCGAUCCUAACUACGUGUUGCCUGAGCAAACUGACCGGAGGUACAACGCCCUGCCGGAAGAAGUCGCCGAGAAUUCCAUCACGACGUCCGGUAGCCGGAGGUACAACCUGCGGCGGCGCAGCAAGCAGUGAUGGAGAUGAAAGUUUUUACUCCUCGUGGAAAUGCGGGGUUUGUGGUCUUAUUUACGAGAAGAGGGUUUGCGGCAGUUCUUAGCUUGGGUGUCUGAUGCUGUGAUCUAUAUAUAUAUAAAAUACUAUACGUCGUUUGUACUUGGCCCGUAUGUGUUUUGGUUUUGCUACUCAAUCUGAAAUCAUCGGAUGUGUAUAACGAUGUUGACUAUAUAUUUGUAACGAACAGCUGAGUUUAGGUGUAAUGAAAACUACGGUUGUUGAAUAAAGUACUCUAUCAUGAAAGUUGUUUAAAA
Messenger RNA from Hordeum vulgare subsp. vulgare (domesticated barley), 2379 nucleotides. Its product is annotated as protein GAMETE EXPRESSED 1-like. The record is from RefSeq and is a predicted model, not a curated record. NCBI's taxonomy places the organism in Eukaryota, Viridiplantae, Streptophyta, Magnoliopsida, Poales, Poaceae. The coding region runs from base 242 to 2086 and encodes 614 amino acids. The transcript is spliced from 6 exons.